UCAGGGAGGCAUUGUGCUGGUAUGUUGUUUUCAAGGCACCUUCCUUUCUACAUAGUCAGUAUUUUUGUAAUGAAGCGUCACGCUCUGUCGUGACAGAUAUUCCGUUACUUCUAUCAAGCUGAAACACAGCAGUUAAUUCUCUGUUUUGACGACGUAUUUAGAUGCAAGUUAGCCAGGCUAACGUUAACUGCUGUUUAAGCUAUUUAAAUAACAUUUCUAUAAUAUUCGUGAUUGGCAUGUCGUUUUAAGUUGAGUUGUAAUCACACCAGGUGUUUUUAUUCUACAGGGAGAGACAUAUGAAAGCCCAAUUCAACAGUACAUGGUUACGGACGGGCAUCGGUUGUUGAAUUCAGGUAACGUGAAGCUAACGUAGCUCACACUGCAUCGCCUGUGUGUCUUUGUAUGAGUGUGUCAUACAGGCGAUACACGCUACAGAUAAGGGCUCAAUCGUAACGGAGCCUAAAUCCAUGUCUCAGUAUUUCUAACUGUGUCUAAAUAACAGCCGGAAACUUAAGCGGUCAGCUCAUUAUUUGGAUGUCUGGGUUUAACUCCAGGAUGAACGACAUGAACCUGAGUCCUGUGGGCAUGGACCAGCUCAGUGUGCCCUCAGUGAGUGCCAGCCACCUGGGUCUGCCCACCUCCCCGACACACAACCCCAUUCCCACUGCAGGCAUGUCAGUGGCCAUCCCCAGCCUGGGUCCCUCCCUGGGCUCCCUUCCCUCUGCCCUCUCGCUGAUGCUCCCCAUGGGUCCGCUGAGUGACAGAGGAGUGAUGUGCGGCCUGCCAGAGAGGAACUACUCUUUGCCACCGCCUCCAUACCCCCACCUGGAGAGCAGCUACUUCCGACACAUACUGCCAGGUAUCCUGUCCUAUCUGGCAGACCGUCCACCCCCUCAAUACAUCCACCCUAGCAGCCUUAACAUGGAUGGGACCCUGUCGGUGGCCAGCAACAAUCCCUCAGGUCUUGAUCCCUACAGUGGCCCUGGAGGCCCACUGGAGCAGGGCCUGGUGCCCAUGGACUCCAGAGUGAGCGGCCAGGGAGACCUCCACCAGACUGGUGCUCAUGAGCUGGACUCUACAGGUUUGGCCAUGGAGUCACGUGUUAGCAGCCCCAUGUCCCCUGACCGGAUGGGAGAGGAACUGGCCACCAUGGACGGAGUCGGGGUGGUGGUGUCUGACACCCAGCAGCAGCUCGGAGGGGGAAGGCAGCCUCAGCCGCAUGAGGGAUUGACUGGGGUGGACUCAUCUGGUGGGGUGAUGCCCCUCCAUGGACCCCCUGUUCUGGAACUACCGGUGGUGAUGGAGCAGGAUCACAUGGGGGGCCGAGUGGGGAACACGGUGGGAGGAGGAGCAGGAGGACUCGGGGAGCAGCUCCACUCAAAUGGGGAGUUGAACUCGGGCGUUGUCAGUGUGGUGCUUACUGGCUCCAUGGCCGGCCAGGGCCAACUGGAGCCAUCCCUCCAUGGGCACUCUGGGAUGGGACUGGACGCAGUGAAUGUGUCCCCCAUCACUGCAGAGGUGUCGCUGGGGCCAGAAAACAACCUGGUGCUGGUUAACUCCACCCUGCAGCUAGAGGAUUCUACCUCCAACAAGGAGAACAUGGUCACUGCCUACACCAUCUGGUGCACACUGUGUGAGCGCUCGUAUACCUCAGACUGCCCAGAGCACGGCCCAGUCACCUUCAUCCCUGACACGCCUAUCCAAAGCCGGGCUCGCCUCUCUCUGCCGCGUCGACUGUGCCUGCGCAUCUCAGUAGCUGACGAACCGCUUGGAGUUUUUGCACGGGAUGUCAUUCCUCCAAGGACCUGCUUUGGACCAAUGGUGGGCCAGCACUGUAGCAAUGUGGACCUCUCUGAUUGGCCAGAAAAGGACGCUCCACAAAUAUGGAAGAUGUACCACAACAAUGUGCUGGAAUUCUACAUUGUGACAACAGAUGAGAACGAGUGCAACUGGAUGAUGUUUGUCCACAAAGCCAGAACCCGUGAGGAACCGAACCUGGUGGCGUACCCUGCCAACGGUAAACUGUUCUUCUGUACAACCACAGAGAUCCACCCGGACCAGCAGCUGCUCUUCUAUUACAGCAGAGACUACUGUAGGCUGAUGGGUGUUCCGCAGGUCCCCGAGGGCCAGAUCUGCCAUUGUGGCAAAGAGUGCUCCUCUUUCUCUGAGCUCAAGUCUCAUCUUGAUAGCCAUAACAGCAACCACAGCCAUAACCAACCUCCACACAGCCACAGCCCGUCGCAGCAGGACCACUCUCAGCAACAACCACAGCAGCAGCAAGAGCAACAACCACAGCAACAGCAACACACUCACCGGGAAGAGAAGCUGACCAAUGGGACCUCGAGCUCCUCCUCUUCCCCAUGGCCCUGCCACACCCACGCUGCAGGACAAACAAACAGUGAAAACAACAGCAUCAGGGCCAGCAGUAAUAGAAACUCUAAUAAUGUUACCUCCAGAGCGAAAGGUCAGGGUCAUGUACGGGAGAGGAAAUUCAAAUGCAGCAUGUGUUCCCGGGCUUUUCUCACAUCCACAAAGCUCAACGUGCACUUCAUGGGGCACGUGGGGAUGAAACCUCACAAGUGUGAAUACUGCAGUAAGGCCUUCAGCGAUCCCAGCAACCUCAGGAUGCACCUCAAGAUUCACACAGGUCAGAAGAACUACAGAUGCACAGUUUGCGAGAAGUUGUUUACCCAGAAAUCCCAUGUGGCAUCGCAUAUGCUCAUCCACACCGGUGCCGAGAAGCUCAAGUGUGACCUCUGUGACCGAGCAUUCAUCAGGAAACAUGACCUGACACAACACAUGUUCUCCCACACACAUGAGCGCCGCAUAGAGUGCCCAAAGUGCAACAAACAAUUCCUCAAGACCAACCACCUGAAGAAGCACAUGAACUCUCACGAGGGCCGAAGAGACUUUGUCUGUGAGAAAUGCCACAAAGCUUUCCUCACCAAAUACCACCUCACCCGUCACCUCAAGAUAUGCAAAGGGCCCAAGGCGGAAAGAGCGUCUCGCAAGGAGCAGGAAUUAGAUGAGGAAGAGGAUGAAGAUGAGGAAGAGGAGGAGGAGGAAGAGGAGGAGGAGGAGGAGGAGGAGGAUGGUCGGGGAAGAGGGGGAGAGAGACUUGUAGACUCAGCCAGCAAUGAAGACUGUGGUUUAGAUGUUGGAGGAUAUGACUCUGAAAAGUCCCUGUCACCCCCUCAUUGACAACACUGUGCCUUUUUGAGAUGUCUUGUUUAUUUAUAUGCUUUACUACACUAAUCAUGUUUAUCUCUAGUUUUUUGCCAAUUAUCAGUUACUUUGUCAAAUUUCAUUUGCAACAUCUUACGUUUCAUCCAUUCCAUUAUCAUGUCGAUGUCAUUAGCUACCCAAAGCUCUUGAUCAUCGGUGAGUGUGGGAAGGUAGAUGGACCGGUAAACGGAGAGCUUUCACUACAACGGUCCGGUGCAACGCCCGUAUCACUGCUGAUUCCGCACCGAACCGCCUGUCCAUCUCACGCUCCGUUUUAACCUCACUUGUGAUAAGAACUAAAGUCCAGCCCCGAUGCGUGGAGGUCAGCCCAACUAUAUCUAGUUGAUACCGUUCCACCUCCAGCUCCGGUUCCUUCCACGCCAGAGUGGUCAUGUUCCACGCCUGCGAUGCCAGGGGUCGGCACGCCUAGGUCUCCGCCUUUGCCUGCUGUCCGGAUCACAAUGCACCUGACCGUAAUGCCUAUCCCUGCGUUUAUUGGAGUACAUAGGCAAUACUUUUUAAUAGACACAUUUUACAUACAUUUUUAAAUCAAUACAUGUUUAGUCUCACCCAAGCAUAUUGGUGCUGGUGAAAUAAUCUUUGUCAUAUAAGAAAACUCAUAAAGAUCUGACUGUAUUUUUUACAAAACUCUUUUUAUUUAACUUGGGCCUGUGUAAUAGUGGUUGAUGGGAUCCAUUAAGCUAACUUUCAUUCAUUGUAAUUCAUUCUAUUUCUUUUUUGUCUCACUCAAUAACAUGGAAUGAAUGGUUGAUAUGUUUGUAGUUGCACAACAAUAUCAAUUACAAUUGCUGAUGCCAUAUUCUUGCAUAGUCUGGAUAUGUAAUUGCUAAAUGGCCUUGGCCAUUCUUUAUUUAUUAAAACCAGGAUUUUUUAUAUUGUGAAUGGAAGUGAGCCUCUUUAAAACAGGAACCUGGGCAUUGUUGUGAUAUUCCUCAUUGUGUGAAUGUUGACCUAAUGUUAUAAUUAUAUUAUUUAUGUUGUAGCUCCAUCCUAUGUGUUGCAAAAUGUUUUAUUAAAUGAACAUUUACAGCUGUUUCAUGUUGACUUAUGUACAUGAUAGAGUUGUAAGCAUGCAUUAUCACAUAGAUGACUACAUCAUUUUCUUGCGUCUAUAUUGGUAUUUAACCUUGGUGAUCAUGGACUGCAGGUCAUCGAUCAACACAUGCUCAUUCAGAGCAAAUCCAUAUGGACGAAAUAGAGGUAGCGCCCCCACCUGGCCGUCUCACUUCGAUGUACUUCGUGAAAAAAAGCAGACCAUGAUCAUUAAAGAAAUGGAGAAAAAAUGGUUUGCUCUCAAGUAACGUUACAGCACUAUUGGAGGAAAAAUUAGCUAAAUUUCAAAGACAGUACUUU
Anarrhichthys ocellatus (wolf-eel) is the source of this 4599-nucleotide messenger RNA. RefSeq names its product PR domain containing 4 (gene prdm4). Lineage: Eukaryota; Metazoa; Chordata; Actinopteri; Perciformes; Anarhichadidae. Gene Ontology annotation, biological process: regulation of gene expression. The transcript is spliced from 10 exons. The record is from RefSeq and is a predicted model, not a curated record. Gene Ontology annotation, cellular component: nucleus. Gene Ontology annotation, molecular function: DNA-binding transcription factor activity, RNA polymerase II-specific; protein binding. Bases 535 to 3201 code for a protein of 888 amino acids.